UUAAGGCGGAGCCGCGGGCUUUCUGGCAGCGCCGGAGCCAGGCGGCAGAGCCCGGCAGGGUUGGCACUUACCCACGACCCCCUUUCCCUGCUAUGAUGACCCAUCAGUAGCAGGUUACAGACCCCCGCCCCCGGGGUAUGUAGGCAGAGCUAGCGGCAGCCAGGUGCGCAGAGCCACCAGAGCUCUAGGGCACUCUAGGGGCAGCUCUGCCUGCUGCGCUCUCUUGGUGCCUGGGGGAAAUGCCCAACUGACGGGCGAGCUGGUGAGGACGAAAACAUACCCUUUUGGCCCAAGUCCUCUGCAUCCAUGGCACUGCCGGCCAGUUUGGUGCCCCUGUGCUGCUUGGCACUUCUGGCGCUGCCGGCCCAGAGCUGCGGCCCGGGCCGGGGGCCGGUUGGCCGGCGCCGCUACGUGCGCAAGCAGCUCGUGCCGCUGCUCUACAAGCAAUUUGUGCCUAGCGUGCCCGAGCGGACCCUGGGCGCCAGUGGGCCGGCCGAGGGAAGGGUGACAAGGGGCUCUGAGCGCUUCCGGGACCUGGUGCCUAACUACAACCCCGACAUCAUCUUCAAGGAUGAGGAGAACAGUGGUGCAGACCGCCUGAUGACCGAGCGGUGUAAGGAGCGGGUAAACGCACUGGCCAUUGCGGUGAUGAACAUGUGGCCUGGAGUACGCCUACGGGUGACCGAAGGCUGGGACGAGGACGGCCACCACGCUCAGGACUCACUGCACUACGAAGGCCGUGCCUUGGACAUCACCACGUCCGACCGCGACCGCAAUAAGUAUGGGUUGCUGGCGCGCCUGGCAGUGGAAGCCGGCUUCGACUGGGUCUACUACGAGUCCCGCAACCACGUCCACGUGUCGGUCAAAGCCGAUAACUCACUGGCUGUCAGGGCAGGCGGCUGCUUUCCGGGAAAUGCCACAGUGCGCCUGCGGAGCGGCGAGAGGAAAGGGCUGCGGGAACUGCAUCGUGGAGACUGGGUGCUGGCGGCAGACGCCGCAGGCCGGGUGGUGCCCACGCCGGUGCUGCUCUUCCUGGACCGGGACUUGCAGCGCCGGGCCUCUUUCGUGGCUGUGGAGACCGAGCGGCCUCCGCGCAAGCUGUUGCUCACGCCGUGGCACCUAGUGUUCGCCGCUCGAGGGCCAGCGCCCGCGCCAGGCGACUUUGCACCAGUAUUCGCGCGCCGGCUGCGCGCGGGGGACUCGGUGCUGGCGCCAGGUGGGGACGCGCUUCGGCCGGCGCGCGUGGCCCGCGUGGCGCGAGAGGAAGCCGUGGGCGUGUUCGCGCCGCUCACAGCGCACGGGACGCUGCUGGUCAACGACGUUCUGGCCUCGUGCUACGCGGUUCUGGAGAGUCACCAAUGGGCGCAUCGCGCCUUUGCUCCUUUGCGCCUGCUGCACGCGCUGGGGGCACUGCUUCCGGGCGGGGCUGUCCAGCCGACUGGCAUGCAUUGGUACUCUCGGUUCCUCUAUCGUUUGGCAGAGGAGCUGCUGGACUGAACGCUCCAGGCAUGGAAACCUCGAGGCGCCCGUCUAAACGGGGGCGUGCAGGCCGAGACCUGGGGUUGGGGGCAGCAGAUGAUGCGGACUGGGAUGGAGGGAGGGAUGAGGAGAAAAAUGGAUGCGAUGGUUUAGGGGCCACCUCUAACUGAGAGGUUGGGUCCUAGGUCGGUGGGGUUGAUGAUGGGUACUCCUUGACGGGGACUAUUUUGCCUCUUCUGCCCCAGUGCCUCAGCCCCACCCGAUUAUUUUAUUUUAUUUUCUAUUUAUAAAUUGUAAUAUAAUGACCUACUUGCCCAGCCUGGCAAGAUGAGGAGCUGGGGCACAGCGUUAACACUGUCUGACACAGGAGCCAAUCUGACAUUUUCCUACAGGUGGGCUAAUAAAGGGAAAACUUCCAGGAAUUUAUUGG
Messenger RNA from Phacochoerus africanus (Common warthog), 1909 nucleotides. RefSeq names its product desert hedgehog signaling molecule (gene DHH). The record is from RefSeq and is a predicted model, not a curated record. Gene Ontology annotation, molecular function: calcium ion binding; patched binding. Gene Ontology annotation, biological process: cell fate specification; intein-mediated protein splicing; smoothened signaling pathway. The coding region runs from base 307 to 1497 and encodes 396 amino acids. The transcript is spliced from 3 exons. NCBI's taxonomy places the organism in Eukaryota, Metazoa, Chordata, Mammalia, Artiodactyla, Suidae.